Hordeum vulgare subsp. vulgare (domesticated barley) is the source of this 3820-nucleotide messenger RNA. RefSeq names its product histone-lysine N-methyltransferase ATX4-like. The record is from RefSeq and is a predicted model, not a curated record. Gene Ontology annotation, biological process: regulation of transcription by RNA polymerase II. Gene Ontology annotation, molecular function: protein binding. Bases 457 to 3447 code for a protein of 996 amino acids. Lineage: Eukaryota; Viridiplantae; Streptophyta; Magnoliopsida; Poales; Poaceae. The transcript is spliced from 22 exons.
GAGACCAUCCAGAUCGGCGCGAAAACUCUGUUUGCCGCAACCCGACCAUUGAGUCGUCUUCCCCAGCUCACUCCCCUCCCCGGCCUCUUGUCUUCCUACAACUACGCGAGUUCCGACCCUGACAGGCAACGCGUUCCGUAAACUUCAUUCAAAACCCAACCCGCACGCCCCCACCCACCCAAAUCCCUCCGACGGGCGGAGGGAACCCGAAAUUUUCGGCCCCGCGUCGGCGCGCAUCGUCUCGUCCCUAUCCGCCUCCGCCCCAAAUCCCCAUCUCGGACGGAGCCGACCCAACAAUCCAAAUCCCAUCCGACCUUUAAAUCCCUACACUACUACUACUCGCCGCCGCCGCCGGAACCCUAAGGCCCCGCCCAACAAUCCGCCGCCCCGAUUCGAGGUUCCAGGGCAUCGCGCGCCCCUGACCCCCAUGCCCUAGCCGCCGCGGGCGCCAGUGCCAUGCUCGCCUCCCGCAUCCCGCCCAAGCGCUGCACCGCCGCCGUCCCAUACGAGCUGGAGCCCCCCGCCGCCGCCGCUGCCGCUGCCGAGGGCAUGCCGCCCGCCAAGCGCCGCCGGGAGCGCGUCGUGCCCUCGCGGUUCCGGGACUCGGCCGUCGCGCCGCCGCCCGCCAAGAAGGCCUGCAAGCCCGCCGCCGCCGCCGCCGAGGACGGGGACGGCGAGGUGUACGAGGUGGAGGUGCGCGCCGUCGCCCCGAAAGACGACUCCUUUGCGGUUGGGGCCGUGCAGACUGCGGUGUGGGCAGGCAAGCCGGCGCAGACAGAGGAGGAGCUGUACCGCGCGUGCCGCAACAUCAGCAGGAGCGGAGGCAGCUCGGGCUGUUUCAGUGGGAGCGUCGUCACUUCUGUCAGCAAUGCCGGUGGGAAAUGCGCGCCGGAGGAGAGGCCCGUGGUCGUCACGCCCACCAGCAAUGCCGCUGCUGGGAAUGCCGUGCCGGAGGGGAGGUCCCCGGUGGUGGAGUGCAAGCCGAAGCAGGAGGCCGAGGUGAGGCGAGAGGAUUUCUACUGGCCAGAGGAUUUUGUGCUCGGGGACGUGGUGUGGGCAAGGUCGGGGAAGAAGAGCCCUGCAUGGCCCGCGUUGGUGAUCAACCCGCUGCAGCACGCCCCGGAGGUCGUGCUCAACUCUUGCGUCCCCGGCGCGCUCUGCGUCAUGUUCUUCGGUUACUCUGCCGGCGGCCAGAACAGGGACUAUGGAUGGGUUAAGCAAGGGAUGAUCUUUCCCUUUGUGGAGUACCUAGACAGGUUCCAGGGACAAUCUCUGCACAAGCUUAAGCUCAAGCCAAGCAAAUUCCGUGCAGCAAUUGAGGAGGCUUUCCUUGCCGAGCGUGGCUUUUUUGAGCUCCAGAUAGAAGGGGUCUGCUCUCUGGAUAAGUCUGUUAAUGAGCAUUCUGUCGCUGAUGGCGCACAUGAAGUGACCGGUUCUAAUAACGAGCAGGAGUGUCAAUCUCAUUCCCAGGUUGUUGUUAAAUCAUCAGCAUGCUGUGAUAGUUGUGGUAACCGUCUCCCAUCCAAGGUUUCAAAGAAAAAGAAGCAAGAAGCAGAGCAGUUACUUUGUAGGCACUGUGAGAAGCUAUUGCAGUCAAAGCAAUACUGUGGCAUAUGCAAGAAAAUUUGGCAUCACACAGAUGGUGGAAACUGGGUAUGCUGUGAUGAGUGCCAGAUUUGGGUUCAUGUAGAAUGCGACCAGACAUGCAGUGAACUGAAGGAUUUAGAAAAUACUGAGUAUUUCUGUCCUGAUUGUAAGUCUAAACGCAAGAGAGUAUUGAAAGUUGAACAAACGAGCACGUCCAACAGUUCAGAAUUUGCCAGCACUUCAAAGGAAAAAUUGCCUGAAUCCAUACCUGUGUGCUGCUUUGGGAUGGAAGCAUUGUACUUACCAGAGAAGCACAUGAUAUUAUGUGAAUGCAAGUCUUGCAAGAAAAGGAUGAUGACUCUGAAUGAGUGGGAGAGGCAUACUGGCUCAAGGAAGAAAAAUUGGAAGAUGAGUAUUAAACUUAAGGGCACUGGGGAGCCACUAAUUGACUUGCUUCAUGAUAUUCCCGGUGGGAAUUUCAAGUCUUCUACCCCAGGUAUUAAGAAAGAAGAGUUGCUUUCAUUACAAGCAAACCCUUAUAGUCCAGUAUAUGCUAAAUGGACAACUGAACGUUGUGCUGUCUGUCGGUGGGUUGAGGAUUGGGACUACAACAAAAUUAUCAUUUGUAACAGAUGUCAAAUAGCUGUCCAUCAAGAGUGCUACGGAGCUCGUGUCGUACAGGAUUUAACUAAUUGGGUUUGUCGAGCAUGUGAACUGCCCCAACAAAAAAAAGAAUGCUGCCUAUGCCCUGUAAAAGGUGGUGCUCUCAAGCCAACUGAUAUUGACCAACUGUGGGUUCAUGUCAUGUGUGCCUGGUAUCAGCCUAAAGUCUCAUUUCCUGUUGACGAGACAAUGGAGCCAGCUAUGGGCAUAUUGAGCAUCCCUUCUGAGUACUUUAAGAAGACAUGUAUCAUAUGCAAGCAGAUACAUGGGGCCUGCACCCAGUGCUACAAGUGUUCCACUUAUUAUCAUGCAAUAUGUGCAUCAAGAGCUGGAUAUCGCAUGGAGUUGCAAUACUCUGAGAGAAAUGGUAGGAAGGUGACUAAAAUGGUCUCCUACUGUGCGUUUCACAGUACUCCUGACCCAGAUAAUGUGUUGAUAGUGAAGACACCUGAUGGAGUGUUCUCCACCAAAUUUUUGCUCCAAAACAAUGAGAAACAAUCUCCUGCAAGACUAGCUAAGUGCGAAAAUCACCAGGAGGUGGUUUUUCCUUCUGAAAUUUCUGACUGCCCAGCUGCAAGGUGCCUACCUUAUGAAAUGUUGAAAAACAAGAAACAACAAGGAGAGGCAGUUGCCCAUCGAAUAAUGGGACCCCGACACCACUCUCAGGAUUUGAUUGAGGCUUUGAACACAUACAUGGACCAGAAGGAUGACCGACCUUUUGCUACGUUCAAAGAAAGGCUUCAAUAUUUACAGAGAACUGAAAAUAAGAGGGUCUCUUGUGGUCGAUCUGGAGUACAUGGAUGGGGGCUCUUUGCUGUUAGGAAAAUUCAAGAGGGGCAAAUGGUUAUCGAGUAUCGCGGGGACCAAGUCAGGCGCAGUGUUGCUGAUUUGAGGGAAGCACGAUAUCACAAGGAAAAUAAAGACUGCUACCUGUUCAAAAUAAGCGAAGAUGUUGUGAUUGAUGCUACGGAGAGAGGAAACAUCGCCCGUAUAAUUAACCACUCGUGCAUGCCUAACUGCUACGCGAGGAUCGUGAGCGUUGGCGACAACAAGAGCCAAAUAAUUCUGAUUGCCAGAAGAGAUGUUUCAGCCGGAGAAGAAUUGACGUAUGACUACAAGUUUGACCCCGACGAGUCGGAGGAUCGAAAGGUUCCCUGCCUGUGUAAAGCUCCUAACUGCCGUGGGUACAUGAACUGAAGUGCUUGCUCACAAGGACUAACCAACCCCAAUUACAGUGGCGAAGCGCCACAUUCAUCCAAGAUUCUUUCAUCAUCUUGUGCAUGGCCGUCAGUCAUCAUGCAACCAGCGUGUGUUUUUCUUUGUAUUUUAGUCACAUAUAUAAUUUUGCUAGAUAGCGAGGAAGGUGUUACCAGGCUAGAGAAAAGAAAAAGCAGUUUAACUGGCAGCCAGGCAUUGUAAAUUCUUCAUUGCUGUAAUAAAUUGAUGCUUUCUUUCUGUGAAAAAGAAAAGAAGAGAAAGGAAAAGGAAUCCAAUAGGAAAGAAAAUGCCCAAUUGUUGAUGCAAUGCAUUUGCUGAUAUGAACAGCUUAUUUAACUGAUCUUCUCUGUUA